Sporothrix brasiliensis 5110 is the source of this 4767-nucleotide messenger RNA. Its product is annotated as integral membrane channel protein. Gene Ontology annotation, cellular component: membrane. Gene Ontology annotation, molecular function: monoatomic ion channel activity. The record is from RefSeq and is a predicted model, not a curated record. Gene Ontology annotation, biological process: monoatomic ion transport; transmembrane transport. Lineage: Eukaryota; Fungi; Ascomycota; Sordariomycetes; Ophiostomatales; Ophiostomataceae. Bases 1 to 4767 code for a protein of 1588 amino acids. The transcript has 2 exons.
AUGUUUUCCAUGAUGUUGCGCGCCGUCCACGGCAAGAAACGGCCCGCCGGAAACGAGCUGCUUUCCCACAUGGACGCCGACCCAGACCUGGCCAUGGACCCUGACUUGCACCCUGGCUUGGAUCCUCACUUGGACCCUCACCUGGACGCGGACACGCGCACCUUUCCUCGGAUGUCGGUCGAGGUGGACGACGAGCACCUAGACAGUCAGGGACCAUCGCCAGGCUCGGCCUAUGCUCACCUCCGGCAUGCCACCGCUGAUUUCACAGAAGCCGAUGACGACGACGACGAUGACGACGACGACGACGACGACGACGACGGCAUACACGGCGGGCGUCGUCGCGGCGAUGUGCCAGCCGACGAAGACGGCCGCCGCGCCUCGCACGUGCUCCCGCUCUUCUCCGCCUCGCACCUCGACGCCCUUCCCGUCUACAGCAUCGUCCACGCCAUGCGCAUCAUCGUCCAGGCACGCACCGAGACCACCCUCACCUGGGAACAGCUGCGGUCCCCGCAAGUCUCCCAGUUCCUGGUCAAGCCCAUGCAGCAGCAGAUCCGCGCCCAGCACUUCUCCAGGGCCACCCUCUACGCCCUCAUGGCCAACUGCCUGCAGUUCGCCAAGGAGGCCCAGUUCUUCCCGGGCAACGCCGGCACCAGCAACACCCGCGCCAAGGUCUGCGAGCUGCUCGCCAUCAAGCUGCUCAAGGAGUACACCACCCGCGAGCUCAUCGACGCCCUGUCCUACGAUUUCAACCCGCUGCAAGGCAUCCCGGGCGCCGAUGCUACUGCUGUUGCUGCUGCCGCCGCCACCGGCCCCGGCGUCUCCUCGCGCCCGCUCUCCCCGCACCACACGUCGUCGGUCGGCCUGUCGUCGGCCCGGCCCGGCUCCGCACCCGCCGCGCGCAUCUCGACGCUCGAGGUCGCCAUCCGCGCGUCGGCCAAGCAUUUCUUGGCCCACCCACUCGUCGUGCAGCAUCUCGAGGCCAUCUGGAACGGCGCCAUCAGCUUCUACUCGUCGGCCGACCAGCUGCACCGCAGCAACAGCCACAACGGCAAGGCCCCGGCGGUGGCGGUCGCGGUCGCGGCCGCGUCCCAUCGGCACAACGCACAGCGCAGCGGCCACUACAGCAACUACAACUACGGCAACUACAGCAACGCUGGCCGCCGCAACAGCGCCAAUGACCAGCGGACGCCGCUCCUCGGCCGUAGCCACCCGGUCAAAGAGGAGCCAACACGGCCACAGCAUGCCCGGCCCGCGCCGCCUGCGCCGCCCGCGCUCCACCGCCGCACGGUCACGCUCUACGACCCGCGCAACGCCUCGCUGUUCAAGCUGUCGCGCCUGCGCGUGCCCCGCUACCGCCAGUUCCUGUCGACGUGCUCGCUCGCCAUCCUGAUCGGCCUGUUCCUGUCCGUCCUCGCGCAGCACUCGAGCCGCAUCACCACCCUCGAGCUGGUCUUUUGGUUCUGGAGCGCCGGCUUCAUGCUCGACGAGCUCGUCGGCUUCAACGAGCAGGGCUUCUCGCUCUACAUGAUGAGCUUCUGGAACAUUUUCGAUCUGGGCAUCCUGCUGCUGCUCAUCUUUUACUACUCGCUGCGCAUCUGCGGCGUCUUCCUGGCCGACGCCCAGCGCUGGAACGACAGCGCCUACGACAUCCUGGCGGCCAACGCCAUCCUGCUGCUGCCGCGCAUCUUCAGCGUCCUCGACCACUCCCGGUACUUUUCGCAGCUGCUCAUCGCCUUCCGCCUCAUGGCCGUCGACCUGGCCGCCGUCUUUGUGCUGAUCCUCGUGUCGUGCUCCGGCUUCUUUGUCUUCUUCACGCUGUCCGACACCGAGAACGCGCCGGCCGACGUCGCCUACAUGAUCUUCCAGCUGCUCAUGGGCUUCACGCCGGCCGCCUGGGACGCCUGGCCGACGUACAAUGUGCUGGGCAAGACGCUGCUCGUGCUCUUCCUCAUCAUCUGCCACUUUGUCGUCGUGACCAUCCUCAUCACCGUCCUGACCAACUCGUUCAUGGCCAUUGCGUCCAAUGCCAACGAAGAGCACCAGUUCUUGUUUGCCAUCAACACCAUCUCCAUGGUCAAGAACGACGCCCUCUUCUCGUACGUCGCGCCCACCAACAUCUUUGCCUGGAUGCUCAUGCCCCUGCGCUACUGCAUGCCCCUGCACCACUUUGUCGCCCUCAACCGCCUCGUCAUCAAGGCCACCCACUUCCCGCUGCUGUUCAGCAUCUUUGUCUACGAGACAUUCUUCUUGGCCCCCUACAUGUACGAGCCGACGGACCUCGUCGACCACCAAGGCCACGGCCACGGCCACGGCCACGGCCCCGCGCGCCACCGCGGCAUUUCGUUUGCGGACCCCAACGGCCGCCCCGUCCUCUUCAGCCCCAGCAUCCGGCUCCGGGAAGAGUCGGUGGCGGGCUACCAAAAAGACCGCGCCCUCGACGAGGUCUUCCGCCGCACCCCGGACAUUGCCACCCUGCGCACGCAGCGCCGCAACGAGCGCCGCAAGACCCAGACGGCCAUCCGCAACUGGAUGGACCAGCACGACGGCACGCCGUACUCGACCCUGGACAGGCGCGGCGGUGGUGGUGCUCCUGGUGUUGGCGGCGGCGGUGCUGCUGGCGGCGGGGCCGGCACCGACCACGAGUGGCAGCGGCGCAUGAGCGUCAACCACUUUGGAACCGCCGCCUCGCGGUUCCGGCACAUGUCCGAGGUGCGGUCGACCGCCAGCGACCCGGCCGACCUGAUGUCGGUGUCGGCCAUGCCCGGCCUGGCGACGCGGGACGUGCGCACGUUCGGCAUGCUCGGCAUGCACCCCUACCCGCCGCAACGGAGCCCCUUUGAGGCGGCCUUCAAGGACCACACAGACGCCGAGGGCGACGACGAGCUGGUCACCAACGACGACGACGACGAAGACGAGGUGACCAACACGGGCGGCCAUGGCCUGACGCCGAUGCACUCGCGGGCGGCGAUGCUGUCGCGACAGAGUGGACGCGAUGGCGAAGACGACGUGGGCAACGACGACGACGAUGCCGACGAUGCCGACGAUGCCGACGAUGGUGACGAGAAUCCGACAAACGACGAGGCGGGGGACGGCAACGAGGACGACGACGGUGGCGACUUUUUUGCGACGCCCGUUGCGUCGCGGUUCCUCCACGUAGCGGCACGGUCGCCCGAGUCGCCCAAGGCGACGGACGAGGACGACAACGAAAACGACGGCGACGAGGUGGACGCGGGCGGGGGCGCAGGCCCAGGCCCAGGCGCGACCGGGCCAUCUCCGGCCAGCCCCCGCCGCAUCGGCAACAUCGGCCACAUUGGCAACAUGUCCAGCGCCACGAGCCCGCCCAAGCCGCCCCGGCCCGGCUCGUCACGCCGCGCGAUGCACUCCCGCGCCCUCUCGAGCAACACCAUUCUAUACAACCCGCCCAACGCAGACCCGGCCCCCGUCCCCGGCAGCAACGACGUGGGGAGCGAUGCCAGCGACGUCAUCCUAGGCGUGCGCCAGUCACCCGGGGGACUCUUCUUUUCACCGUCGCCCACACCUGGCCACCAUCCACAUCAACACCCCCAUCAACAAAAACAGCAGCAGCAGCAGCAGCAGCAGCAGCAGCAGUCGUCGUCGUCGUCUCGGCCACGGCCACGCUCGAGCCGCCACGACACAUCGGCCGUGGCGCCGCCGGGUACGCCCCCCGCCGCUGCCGGCCAGCGCUCGCCGCGCAAACCCAACCAGGGAUUCCCGCAGGCCACCCACCCGGCAACCCCCGUCCGCCGUCUGCAGCAGCGCCGCUUGUCGUCGCUGGGCAUGGGCUCGGACGACGUCGAUGUUGAUGCCGGUGUGUCGGCCUCGGGUCUGCUCUCCGAGUCCGCCGUCGGCCCGCCCCUCGGCGCCCCCGACGUCGUCCUGCCGGGAAGCUUCGCCUCCCAGCUGGCCCUCGCCACCGCCAUGAACAACGCCCGCGCCGUGGGCGAGACCGACCGCGACCGCGACCGCAUGAGCCGCCUGGUGCUGGCGCGCAUGAAGACGCUCGAGGAGAGCUUUACCGACGUCGUGCACGAGCUGCGGUCGCUCCAGAAGCAGCAGCAGACGCUGGCGAGCACCAGCGGGCGCGCCAGCGGGCACGCCAGCGGGCACGCCAGCGGGCACGCCAGCGGACGGACCAGCGCCGCCGUGAGCGGGCACGCCAGUGCCGUCGUGUCGAGCUCCGAGGGCGAGACGGGCCAAGAACGGCACGGUGCCUCGCAGGCCCCACACGCCCGGCACGAGACGCUGCGAGCGGGCCCGCCCCUGUCGCGCAUGCCGACGGUCCUCGGCCCGUCAGCGCCGUCGGUGCCGUCGGCGCCAUCAAUGGCCGUGCAUCCCCCAACACCAACACCCCAGGCAACAGGUCCCGCCGCCGGCAGCGGCAGCAGCGGCAGCAGCAGCAACACUCCCAAGAGCCCCACCGGCAGCCGCAUCCCUGUGUCGGCCACACUGUCCAGCCUCGGCAUGUCGUCGCCGCCCGGUCCUGGUCCCGGCAGCCAGCUGCCCCGUGUGGCCAGUUCGGGCAUCCUUCGGCAGAUCCCACGCCCUGUUGGUGGUGCCGGAACGGGAGGUGGCGGCGGGAGGGGAGGCGGUGCAGGUGGCGACCGCAACGAAGCGAGCGAGAGCCCCGGCGGCGGUCAGGGCCAACACCAGAGCCACGUGCCGCGGCCGGCCAAGGGCAAAGAAGUCGACCGGCGGGCGGCCGUUGUCUCGGACGAUGACGACAGCGACAGCGUCUACCGGCUAUAG